Molecule: messenger RNA, 210 nt
Organism: Prunus armeniaca (apricot)
Lineage: Eukaryota; Viridiplantae; Streptophyta; Magnoliopsida; Rosales; Rosaceae
Source: the annotation of a GenBank genome assembly
AUGUUAUGUCAGAAAGUCAACACAAGGUCAGGGUCUGGGUUUGGUCAGACGGUCAAAUACUUGACUCUUCUUCAAUUAAGGAGGAUGAUGGAUGGUUGGUUGGAUGGAAGGAAGGAUAAAUCAAACGGUGCCAGUGGACCCUCCCAUGUUUUUUUGAUUGUGAUCAGAAACCUGUCAGCUUGCCACAUACUGCUCACCGCACAAAAUUAA